Molecule: messenger RNA, 843 nt
Organism: Miscanthus lutarioriparius
Lineage: Eukaryota; Viridiplantae; Streptophyta; Magnoliopsida; Poales; Poaceae
Source: the annotation of a GenBank genome assembly
AUGAAGGAACAUCUAAUGCUCAAUAUUGAUGACCUAAGCAUUCCUGAGCCAAAUGCGGUCACUGGGGCAGUCAUCAAGAAUAAAUCAUCUGGGGAAACCAUUGCACAUCCACCCUCCAUGGCUCAUGCCAUUUUAGCAGUGGGAGAAAGCAUGGUUUCUGAAGAGGAACCUCUUCUGCAGGUGGUGGAGUGUCGCAUUUGUCAGGAGGAAGAUAGUAUUAAAAAUCUAGAGAGUCCAUGUGCUUGCACUGGCAGUCUAAAGUAUGCUCAUCGGGCAUGUGUACAACGAUGGUGCAAUGAGAAAGGAGAUGUAACAUGUGAAAUAUGUCAUGAGCCUUAUGAACAUGGGUACACUGCACCUCCGAGAGCUCAUCCUGAUGAAACUACCAUUGAUAUAACUGGUGGGUGGACUAUUACUGGUACUGCAUUUGACUUGCGUGAUCCUAGGAUACUUGCAGUGGCACAAAACCACAUCAUGGAAGCUGAAUAUGAUGAUUAUUCUGCCACAAAUGCCAGCACUGCUGCCUUUUGCCGCUCUGCUGCUCUUGUUUUAAUGGCUCUCUUAUUGUUGAGACACGCACUGACUCUAACUGAUGAAGAUGACGACGACACUUCAGCAAUGUUUUCACUUUUUCUAUUGCGUGCUGCUGGUUUCCUGCUACCAUUCUACAUUAUGGCUUGGGCAAUUAGUAUCUUACAGCACCGCAGGCAGAGACAGGAGGCAGCUGCUCUUGCUGCAACGGAGGUGGCAUUCAUCCUGCAGUCGGGGCAAGGAAGGGGAGUGCACUUCACCAUCGCACCAGACUCCCCGGCCACACCACAGCAUGAACCACCGCAGCCAUAA